Messenger RNA from Plasmodium falciparum 3D7, 912 nucleotides. Its product is annotated as stevor. The transcript is spliced from 2 exons. Lineage: Eukaryota; Apicomplexa; Aconoidasida; Haemosporida; Plasmodiidae. The record is from RefSeq and is a predicted model, not a curated record. Bases 1 to 912 code for a protein of 303 amino acids.
AUGAACACAUAUUACCUUAAAAUAUUAUUAUUUAGCUUUUUGAUAAAUAUUUUAGUAUUACCACAAUAUGAAAAUUGUGAAAAAGGUCAUUAUAAUGGAAGCCUCGUACUAAAUAACACGCAAAGAACAACGAUAAAUUCAAGAUUAUUAGCACAAACACAAAACCAUAAUCCACAUUAUCAUAAUGACCCAGAACUUAAGGAAAUAAUUGACAAAUUGAAUAACGAAGCAAUAAAAAAAUACCAACAAACUCAUGAUCCAUAUGAACAAUUACGAGAAGUAGUAGAAAAAAAUGGAACCAAAAUUAGAGGUGAACAUGCUGCAGAACCGAUGUCAACGCUAGAAAAAGAUUUAUUGGACACAUAUGAAGAAAUCUUUCACGAAGAAAGUCAUAUGUUAAAAUCGGGUAGGUACCCAAAUGAUGAUGACAAAACAAAUGAAAAGUCAUCAUCAUGUGAAUGUACUGAUAUUAAUAAUACAAAAUUAACAAAAACAAAAGGAAAAGAUAAGUAUUUAAAACAUCUAAAACACAGAUGUUCCCGUGGUAUAUGUACUUGUUCAGUUGGUAGUCUAUUCUUAACAUUGAUAGGUUUGGCAGCUGCAAAAAAGGCUGCACUUGCUUACUUUUCUGGAACUACUAAAACUUGUGUGUCAUCUAUUCCAAUAUUUAAUAUGUUUAAUUGUAGUUCUGUAGCUACAUCUCUUCAAGCAGGAGGUGCAACAUGUGCUACUGGUAUAUCUGAUAUCGCUGGAACUGUUUCAACUGCUGCUACUACAACUAUAUUCCCUUUUUCUAUUGCUAUUUAUGUCCUUAUUGCUAUAACUGUCAUACUGAUAAUCUUGUACAUAUGGUUGUAUAGAAGAAGAAAAAAUUCAUGGAAACAUGAAUGCAAAAAACAUUUAUGUAAGUAA